Molecule: messenger RNA, 591 nt
Organism: Ostertagia ostertagi
Lineage: Eukaryota; Metazoa; Nematoda; Chromadorea; Rhabditida; Trichostrongylidae
Source: the annotation of a GenBank genome assembly
AAUAACUUGGUGAUAUCUUGCCUCGGUAAAUAUUAUUAUUGUGAUUACAUUAAGGAAUUCUCGGGACUCACCACAUAUCAUGGUCUUGUUCGCAUUUACAACUCGAACACUUGGCCUUCCCGGAUAUUCUGGUGUGUAGUGGUGCUGUCCUGCCUCUCGCUGUUUAUGAUUCAUAGCGGCUACCUUCUACUUGGAUAUCACUCGAAGCCCACGUUGUUCCAAGUGAAGACCAUCGUGGCAUCGGACGGCGUUUCCUUCCCCGACAUCACCAUUUGCAAGCACGAACCGAUUCAAAUGUCUCGAGUAAUAGGAUAUAAUAUGAGCAAAAAUGUCCUGCUCUAUCUUCUGGCCUCCUUCAAUGAUCACGUCGAGCGCGAUGAGCUUGAUGAGAAACAUCGUGCUUUUGAGGGCUACAAAAACAACUACCGCUCAGAGACUGGACGAAAUUUCUCAAUUGCGAAUUUUUUCCUCGAUGUCAGGCCAACUUGUGAAGAAAUGGUGUUGAGCUGCUCCUUCGCUGGCGAGGACAUUGAGAACUGCUGCGCCAACAGCGAAGUCGUGAUCACCGACGUCGGCUAUUGCGUCAGGUGA